Molecule: messenger RNA, 549 nt
Organism: Haemonchus placei
Lineage: Eukaryota; Metazoa; Nematoda; Chromadorea; Rhabditida; Trichostrongylidae
Source: the annotation of a GenBank genome assembly
AUGGUAUCCACACCUCCUACUCAAGCUGCGUCAUUACCAUCCCUCGAGCAACUCUUAGGACGAACACCCUUGGCAAGUAGGGUAACGGUGGAUGUUGGAGUAUCACAUCAAUCCAUGCUCCAAUCUCUUCACGAUGUGUUUGCCAGUCAGAAAUCCGACAGUGAGACACCAAUAUGCCAAGAACCGAAUGUGCUAGCAAGCGUUGUGAAAAUCGCCCAGAAAAAGCAAGGCACUCAUAGUGUCUCGCUAAACAAAGUAGAACCUAUUGUCCCAGAAGAGAACCAGGAUUAUCAAAGAAAACCUAAGAAGGAGCGUCGUCGUCGCAAAAAGCGUAGCGGCGAACGUUUGGAAACGGAGGCUGAUUCUGCGGUAGCCGUAGUAAGCAUGGCUCCAACUGAAACGGCACCGGUCCCGAACGUUCCGUACAUUCCCAGUCGGGUAUUUAACGAAAGUGAAAUGGCACUGAAAAAAUUAGGAUCGUUUGAGGUCAAGGAGAAAGUGCUACGCUCGUUGAGAGAAAAAAUUGGGAGAUCCGAUGAAAGCUCUUGA